This is a messenger RNA of Effrenium voratum, 166 nucleotides long. Lineage: Eukaryota; Dinophyceae; Suessiales; Symbiodiniaceae. The record is from the annotation of a GenBank genome assembly.
CCCGGAAGAAACCACCGCCGGUGCCGAGCGCCGGAAAGUCGGCGCCAUGGAGCCUUUGGAGAACACCGCCAUGGUCUGCACAGGGCUCGGCCUGGUGACGGGCCUGCUGUGCUUCGGCUUCUUCCUCUUGGUGUGGCGCCUCGCAUUGGUCAAAGGCGACGAGCGA